Ambispora leptoticha is the source of this 1001-nucleotide messenger RNA. Lineage: Eukaryota; Fungi; Glomeromycota; Glomeromycetes; Archaeosporales; Ambisporaceae. The record is from the annotation of a GenBank genome assembly.
AUGGGGAAUUUUGCAACUCGAUUAUCCAGAUUUCAGUUCGCAAAUGUCUCCUUCACACAAAUAUAACACCGGAUUUCACCCUUUCUACAACCUCUUCAAUUUCUUUAUGUUUAUUAUUUACAAUAAGUUCUGUUGGAGGUCUAUACGUCUUCAAAGAUGCGCGUAUUAGUGGUCGAAAUAGAGUCUCGAACAAUCACCCCCGAGUUAUUGUCCAACGUGUAAAAGCUGUUACUACUACUUGUCUUUUAUCGUUCUUGGAAGUAUGGCUAAUUUUUCGUUGGGAAGGAGCAUUUGUAUCUGUAUCUGACUUGUCGAUUCUACGACAGCUUUCAACAACAUUAAAUUUAAUAGGUUUUACUCUUCCCAGCAGAUACCAAAUUUUAUUUAACCAGGCAACACUACCCUUAUUCCUUACAAGCAUACUCUUCCUUGGACCAUUGUUAGUUAUGUGGUUCGACCAGGAAUUACCAUUUCAAGCGCGUUUCAAUUGGUAUCGAGAUGUAAUAGCGUUGAUGAGGAGUUUAAUUGGAUUUAGGAAUUAUAUAUUCGUGACGCAUAUACAUCACGCAUGGGAAUACUAUGUGAAUAAUGGAAAGAACAAACAAGCUGCUAUGAUCGGUAUCCUACAAUCUCUGAUGCAGUUCACAUACACGACCCUUUAUGGAUGGUACGCGACUUUUCUUUUUCUUCGAACAGGUAACAUGCUUCCUCUUUUUCUUUGUCACUCGUUCUGCAAUAUGAUGGGCUUUCCCAGCGUCAAUUUUAAGGGUAUGAGUGCUGGAAGACGAUAUACUAUCUAUGCGGCAUUUCUGAUCGGAAUUUUUGGAUUCUUCUUUUAUUUAUGGGAUCUUACUGAACCACGUUACUUUGAUGCGACGAUUUACGAGGGCUACUGGGAUACGACUGGGUUUAGAGCAAAGUUAGGGUUAAUGCUGGGAGAUAAGAUUAAACCAUUGACAAUCAUCAUCGGUGUCACUGUUGAUUUAGAUGCAUUCGAAUGA